This is a messenger RNA of Penicillium verhagenii, 1557 nucleotides long. RefSeq lists its product as uncharacterized. Lineage: Eukaryota; Fungi; Ascomycota; Eurotiomycetes; Eurotiales; Aspergillaceae. Gene Ontology annotation, cellular component: membrane. Gene Ontology annotation, molecular function: carbohydrate:proton symporter activity. Bases 1 to 1557 code for a protein of 518 amino acids. The transcript is spliced from 3 exons. The record is from RefSeq and is a predicted model, not a curated record. Gene Ontology annotation, biological process: carbohydrate transport; transmembrane transport.
AUGUCGACCGAUAAAGACGAGAUCGCUUCGUCCGAGAUCGAGAAUAUCGGUCCUCAAAAUGAUCAGAAGAGUACGGUCAAUACCCUUCUUGUGGUAGCCUGUAUAGUCUUUGGUGCCGCGUCAUUCAUGUUUGGAUAUGAUGAUAAAGUCAUCUCGCCUAUGAUUGCAUUGCCAGCAUUUGUCGAAAGAUUUCAAGGAGGUGAUAGCCUCAGCGGCAGUCUCGUUCUGUCCGCUCGCAAUCAAAACUUGGUGAUUUCUGUUCCAUUGGUGGGCGAUGUGGUUGGAAGUCUGUUCGCUCCGUCUUUGACAUUUCACUUUGGUCGAAAAUGGCCAUUGGUGGCGGCGUAUACCAUCUCCCUAGGGGGCAGUCUUCUCCAACUCUUUGCUCCGAAUCUUGGGGCCUUUGUAGCGGGCCGAUCUGUGAAUGGGAUUGCGAUUGGCAUCGCUAUUGCCACCGCCCCUCUAUAUCUCUCCGAGGUGGUCCCUGCAUCUAUGCGAGGAAGAUGCGUCAGCUCCAUCAACAUCCUAAACCUCAUAGCCGGGGUCAUCGGCACUAUCGUGGUCUGGGCUACGGAAAGGAUCGGUGGCCAUUUAUCAUACCAGAUCCCGCUUGCUAUCCAGUGUGCCAUUCCCGUCAUUCUAAUCGUGCUGACUUUGCCAAUCCCCGAAAGCCCGGAAUGGCUUGUUUCAAAGGGAAAUAUGGAACGGGCACGAUAUAAUCUACGAAAGCUGCGUGGCUUUAGCGAUGGACAGGUAGACGACGAGCUCCACCUCAUGCAGCUAUGCGAAAAGAAUCAUCGUGAGAUCCGAUCCGAUGUCAAAUUCUGGCAUAUUUUCCGCCGAGAUCACCUCCGACGAACUUUGGUGGCAGGUUCUUUCUAUUCAUUGAACCAGAUCUCCGGCAUCAUUCUGUCCACGACCUAUUCGACCGUCUUUCUCGAAGAGAUUGGAGCCGGAAACGCAUUUUCUUUAACCAUCAUUGCAUCCUGCUGUACACUAGCUGGAACCCUUGCAGCCCCACUGGUGAUUGACCGUGCCGGUCGACGGCCCACCGCGUUCGUUGGCAUGAGUAUCUUGUUUGUGAUUGAUGUCAUAGCCGGCGGCCUUGCCUUUGACACCGGCAAAAAGCAAUUCAUCGUGACUAUCUCCGCACUAGGUUUUAUUUUCAACUUCUUCUGGGCAUCGUCAUUCUACUCCCUAUCCAACGUGAUGCCCUCUGAGAUGGCCACUACCAAGCUGCGCCACUAUGUUAUGUCCUAUACCAUUGCCUGUCAGGGGAUUACGGCUGUCAUAACUACCCUCGUUGUCCCACGGCUUACCUCUGCUGAUGCAGCAGGCCUUGGAGCCAAGACAUAUCUUAUAUUUGCGGGGUGCAUGGCCGCCAUCAUCGUCUACACCUACUUCCUAAUGCCGGAAACAAGAGGCCGCACCUUUGCGGAAAUCGAUGAAAUGUACGCUGCCAAAGUUCCUGCAUGGAAAUGGCGGUCCUACCAGACGACACUGGAAGCAAGAACAGGAGUGUCGAGAAUUUCUGGAGAGAAGCCUGUGAAUUUGUGA